GCCCCCCGGCUUCACGCAGCUCAAGAACCUAACAGUCCUGGGCCUCAAUGACAUGUCCCUCACCAACCUCCCUCUUGACUUCGGCAGCCUUGUGAACCUGACUUCACUGGAACUCAGGGAGAACUUGCUCAAGAGUUUGCCUGAGAGCGUUGCUCGGCUCACCAAGCUCGAGAGACUCGACAUUGGUGAUAACGACAUCGAGGAGCUGCCAAGUCACAUCGGUGACUUGCCAUCUCUGCAGGAGCUGUGGCUGGACCACAACCAGAUGAGUCACCUACCCCCAGAGAUUGGCAAGCUCAAGAACCUGAUGUGCCUCGAUGUCUCCGAGAACCGUAUUGAGGACAUCCCUGAAGAGCUGGCAGGCCUCGUCAACCUCACAGACCUGCACCUCAGCCAGAACCUGAUCGAGACGCUACCUCCCGGCAUCGGCCACCUGCAGCACCUCACCAUAUGCAAGCUCGACCAGAAUCGCCUUAUUUCCCUCCAUCCCAACAUUGGACGAUGCGAAUCUCUGCAAGAACUCAUCCUAACAGAGAAUUUAUUGUUUGAACUGCCGAGUUCUAUCGGCAAUCUCGUGAGACUCACAAACCUGAAUGUGGACAGAAAUCGUCUUACUCAUCUACCCCGAGAGAUCGGUGAGCUGGUUAGCCUGGGCGUUCUGUCUCUGCGUGACAACAAACUCACGCACCUGCCCUCUGAGACCGGCAACUGCAGGAACCUGCACGUGCUCGACGUCUCUGGCAACAGACUGCAGUAUCUGCCGAUCUCAAUCACGGCGCUGAACCUGAAGGCGGUGUGGCUGAGUGAGAACCAAGCCCAGCCGAUGCUCAACUUCCAGACUGAGAUCAUCGAGGAGACGGGAGAGGAGGCGCUGACGUGCUUCCUGCUGCCUCAGGAGGAGUACCAGCACGACGGUGGUGGCAUGAGUGGCGGCGUAGACUCGUGGGUGGGCGACGACGAGGACGACAUGGACGAGAGCGGCGCCCACAAUUUGGACGGCACGAGACACUCGGUCGUCAAGUUCCAGGAGGACCAGGACUACGACCUCGCUAAGGAGCAAUUAUACAAACGACUUGUUGACACGUUGAGUAACUUCGUCCGGCACAACACGCCGCAUCCUCGAGACCUGAAGGCUAAGGCAGAGAAGCUCUUCGGCAAGGGCGGCGUCCCACCGGCCACUGCCAACUCUUUUGCCACGCAGAACAAUGCAGUUCUGACGGAGGAGACCAGCAGAGAAGAUGCAAGCUGUACAGACGGCAAGCCUCAGCAGCAGCAGAACCACAAUGCCACUUACGUCGUGGAACCCGCUCCUCAGAACGCGUCCUCAGGCGUCACUGCCGCCACGUCGCCCCCGACCACCGCUACAACCACCACCACUACUGCUGCUGCCGCAGGCGUCGCUGCAUACGACACCAACUCCAGUAACUCGCGUGAGGUUAGCAGUGAUGACGAGAGCUCACAAGACGAGGAGCGCGAGAGACGUGUUGCGUUCGCCGAAGAAGCAGCAGCAGAACGAAGAGACGAAGAGGGCCUUGACGCUGAUGGCGAAGACGACGAAGAAAGACGCGACGUGAGGCCAAGCCGGCUGCACAGACGUGACACGCCUCACCAUCUCAAGAACAAACGUAUCAGCGCCACCAACAAGACGGCUGAUCUCGAAAAAGUCGCGGCCAUCAUCGCCCAGCCCGGAAAUGUGGACACCAUCAAUCAUCAGCAGCAGUUCCAGAAGCUCCAGGUGGAUGGCAACGCAGCCUCACCGCUGGCGUCUCCUCAGCUGCCCAACAACCACAUCGGACCCGAGGUACGUCAGUUAUCAGUGCGUGUGGAGCGCACGUCAGGAGGUCUGGGCCUGAGCAUCGCUGGCGGCCACGGCUCGACGCCAUACAAGGGCUCGGAUCAGGGCAUCUUCAUCUCGCGUGUCGCUGAGGGCGGACCGGCCUAUGCUGCCGGACUCAGGGUGGGCGAUAAGGUGCUAGCAGUGAAUGGGGUGGAAGUGGAGGAGGUCGACCACUACGAUGCCGUCAACAUCAUGAGGGAGGCGGGGGCUCAGCUCCACCUGGUCGUCCUCAGGGAGAUUUCUCCUGCACAGCCUCUGCAGGUUGGCGAGGACGCAAGAGGAGCCGCCGCAGCGACCAGCAACCACGUGCCUCUGACUUCUGCGAUGACAUCUACGCCUCUGGCCGGAGUCUCGUCCAUCACCAGCACGGGCAUCGGGUCUUCAGGCGCAGGCGCUAUUCCUCUCACGCCCGUCGCUGCAAGUGGCGCGCCUUCUGUACCAGUGGCGUCAUCUUACGCCCCUCAGCUCUGUGUUGGUGCUGCAUACCAACAUUACUUGUCUGCAAAUUCAUAUGCUGAUCCUCAGCAGCCACACGUUGCUGGACAACAACAGCCCUAUGGUGCUGGCCCGCAGCAGCCCUAUGCUCCUGGCCUCCAGCAGCCCUAUGCUUCUGGCCCUCAGCAGCCAUAUGCUCCUGGCCCGCAACAGCCCUAUGCUAGCGGCCCCCGGCCCUAUGUUCCUGGCCCGCAGCAGCCUCAUAUGACUGUUACCCAGCAGCAGCAGCCGCCCUAUGUUACCGGCACACCGGCCCACACCUCAUUGUCUGCUGCCGUGCCUGCCACUCCGUCUCAACAAGCUCCUGUGAACGGCGUCCCAACGCCCAACGACAUGCAGCUGGUGCGCGAAACUAUCUGCACGACGCUGGUGCGGAACCAUGAAGGCCUGGGCUUCAGUAUAGCUGGUGGCGCUACCUCGCAUGACCAACCUAUUUUCAUAAACUGCAUCACGGAAGGCGGCGUGGCUGCCAAGGAUGGCAAGUUGAGAGUUGGCGAUCGACUCAUUUCUAUUAAUGGCGUAGAUCUGGACGGUGCUCGCCACGACCAGGCCGUCAGUUUACUGUCUGGUCUGGACCGCUUCGUGCGGCUCGUGGCACAGCGCGAGUCUCUAGUGACCGCUGAGGUUGCGAAGGAGAUGAACGCUUCGGGGCUCGGCGGCUACUCUACUCUCUAUAACUCCAACUCUUACAUGGCGAACAGACCAAGUUACACAGGCUACAGGCGUGCGCAGCCCACAUCACGACUCACUCCCUCCUCUUCAAGCACUGGUCUCAGCAAUUCACCAAGUCUAAGUCGAGUCUCACUUACCAACACUCAUGACCCAGUCGCUGGUCGCCUCUCAGGUUCAGCACUUCCCCCGCCUCCCAACAACGUCAACAACAGCAACGCCGCCGUGGUUCUCAAUAACGGCGUCCUCGACAAUAACACUAAUGACACUAAUAAUAACAGCAGCCGCCCAAGAAAUACGACUACCUCCAUACAGGAUGGCACCACUCAGGUACAUGAUCGCAUAAUGGCCCGAACUCGUCCUCUUACUAAUGAAGAUUUCGAAGCUAUGAUACCUGAACAUUUUUUGCGCGGGCAAACUGCUCCCCAGAGCAAUGGUUUGGUCGAGUCUGGCGGUAUUCAUGUGGCCAUGCAGCAUCCUGCUGUGCCUCAUAAGCCCAUGUUGCCUGCUGCUCCCACGCAGCUAGGCCAGAUCACGGAAGUCUUGACUAAGACCACCUUAACGGAGACCACAGUAACUCGGCUAACUGAUAAUAGGCUCGCUGAGGUGCCGCUCAUUAUUGAGGACGUGAUAUUGGAGAAGGACGGAGGACCAAUGGGCCUCAGCAUCAUCGGCGGGUCCGACCAUUUCUGCAUGCCGUUCGGGUCUUCAGUCGACGACCCUGGCAUUUACAUAUCCAAAAUCACGGCGGGGGGGUCGGCGCACCGCACAGGGCGGCUGCGCAUGGGUGACCGCAUCCUGGCGGUGGACGGCGUGGACAUGAGCAACGCGACGCACCAAGAAGCCGUCCUAGCGCUGCUGCAGCCUCCUCACCAGAUCCGUCUCACCGUACGCCAUGAUCCUCAGCCUCGGGGACUAAUGGAGGUGAUCAUUAAGAAGGUGCCUGGAGAGCGCCUGGGCAUGAACAUUAAGGGCGGCGUUGGAGGCACGCCAGGCAACCCCUUCAAUAAAACUGAUGAGGGAAUAUUUAUAUCAAAAAUAAAUGCUUCUGGAGCAGCUAACAGAGAUGGACGUUUGCACGUUGGCCAGCGCAUCUUAGAGUUCAACGAGAGCUCCCUGCUGGGCUGCACGCACGACGAGGCCGUCACGACGAUGCGCUCUGCCGGCACCACCAUACGCCUCGUCGUCUGCGACGGCUACGACCAUCACCUCUCUCAGCAGCUGAAGGUGGAAGGGAGACUGGGCAACGACUCCCGCUCGGCCAGUCAGUCCGUCUGCUCUCUCGAAAGAAACGAAUCAGAAGAACAUGCAAGUCCGCAGCAGGUUCUGGAUGUGGUGCGUGCGGCAGAGCAGCUAGCGGAGGAGGCAGCGCCGGCGCUCACGAGAGGCGAUGCUAAGACCACCACCGUCGUGCUCGGCCAACAGCAGCAGCUGCAGCCACCGGCCGCCGCUACUGCGCCCGCCGCUGCCGUACAAUGAUGUCACAUUGCCAGCUACUGCCUUCCUUCCUAUACUACUGCCAUACUACCUACUCUAAUUUAUCACCUUCAUAUCCUUAUUAUUCAUUUUAUACUACGCUUCUAUUUUUCUAUGAGUCAUUACUCUCUUGUUUUUGUUAGUUACUACUUCCAUCCUUAUCUCAUAUUCAUUCUUUCAAUAAUUCUUUCUUCAUUGCCUUCCCUUACUCCUACCCUAGGCCUUCUUAUUUCAUUCCAUCAGCAUCUAUUUUGUACUUCUUCCCGCUGCUUUAUGCCUCUUGUUCCUUUUUUUUUAGCCCCAUUCCUCUCCCUUCUCUUCCCUUCUCAUGCCCACAAAGUCUCCAGGGGGUCUUAGAUUGUCGUCAUGUAAAUGUUGUAUAUCAUAAAUUACUUUUCUACUAUAUUAACUUUAUUGUUGAGGGUGUAACAGUGUAAUGUAUUUUGUCAGAACUUCCAAAUGACUCUGUAUACAUCUAUAUUCUCAUGAUUUCAACGGUCUUUCACUGUCCUGAUCUUCGUUGUACUGUAUGUCGUUUCAGCGUGCGCGCUUGGCUCCGUUAUUUUAUGCAGGCAAAUCGUCGUAAAGAUUUGAACUAGUUGAGGAUCUUGCGUAUUUUCCCUCUUCGUAAACUAGAGAGUACUUACUGAGAAUGAAAUAAAAUAGACGACGAAUUUCAUUAUGUUUUGAUCACUUGUAAGUAUAUAGAUCUCGUCUGGAUGAGCUGGAUUCAUAGCGUUGGGUUGCUAAUGUGGAAAAAUUGAGAGAAUAUAUUUCCUUACCAGGGAAAUUGCAACCUUAUCCGGUAUAAUUUUCCUCCACGCAUGACGGAGUUGGGAAUGCAGCGUGUCAAAUAUUAGUAUAUUAUAUAUUAUAUAUAUUAGCCUUUAUAAGUCCGCAAAUUGCCAUUUUAUCGUUGACGAGAAUAAUUUCAAAGUAGAAACAGCUCCAUUAUGUUGAUCAGCUGGUGGAUCUGAAUGGCCAAAUGUCACUCCUACUGCCCUAGAAGUACGUAAAUCGAGGUAAUAUUUGUAAAGAAGAAUAUUAACUUGAUUUAAACAGCCGCCACCUCUUCCGUUCCAAGCCCUACUGUUCUCUAUUUUUUCGUGUACACCUAAGCCGUUGUUAGUUAGUUUCAGCUCUCGCCCCAAACUCGAUUGAUCUCUUGUCACUGUAGGUUCUCAAGACGGCCCGGCCACACUUUGCAGCGCUGUCUCUACUGCGAUAAGUUACUCUUCCUACCUCAACUUUAAUAGAUAUAGGUCUUUAUAGUUUCGUUUAAUUAAGGGAAUCUCAACCAUUUUUCUAUAUGAUAUCGCUUUCCACGUCUCCUUUUUUUUACAACGGUUAGUACAAAUAGGAACACCGGACUUCGCACCUCCCAACAAAAUUUGUGGUGAACUUUUAACUUUUUUCCCUAAUAUCUGUGGUAUCCAAAUUUUUGACACCACUAGCAAUGUGGAGAGCCGUAAAACAUUAGUUAUAUUAUCCGGUUUUCCUGAUAAUGGUUUUAUUUCCUGGUAAUGGCUUUCCUUCUGAAAGGCGAGUCUCCGUGGCUUUCUGCCAGACGGCACUCUCAAGAUGGAUGUCAUGAUAAGUUCUCAUCUCAUUAUAUUAAAUUUGUAAAAUUUUUUACAGUUCGUGUUUUUUUUAGCAGCUUCAUAUUGAACAUUCUUAUGCAUUUUCCCUCUACGGUUUAAUUUUUCCGCCUCAGAGAUGGUAGAAUUUGUGUUUAUUGUUACGCAUGCUUACAUUUUCUACAUACGGGUCUACUUCUAUUAUGCCGAUUACUCAUGUGAACGCAUGUGCACGCGGUUUUUAGAUUUCCAUUGAAUUUAUUCUAUUGGUUCCGCCUUCCUUCAUUGAGAGUAGCCUAAUUCAUGGGGCAAUGAUAGACAAAAAGUGCUUCAAGGCUUCAUUUUGUCUAGUCUCUUUUAAAGUGCAGUCUCUGUUAGUGUGAAAACAAAGUAACCAUGGCUGCAAGCUGUAAGACCAAACAAUAAUUCAGAAAAACGAAGCCAUAAACAUAAAAUUUGUCGGCAUAUUUAAUUCAAAUACAACUGCAUUUUAAAUUUUUUAACUUAUUAAUAUAGGAGAUAAAGCAAAUUAGAUAUAAUCCUUGCAGCUAUAAAAUUAAUCGAAGCCUGUCAUUUUGGUUAAUAAGUGUGAUGUGUUUUUGUGAUUUUAUGUGCGAGUUCUGGACCAGGAAGUAAGAGCCUCAAAACGUUAGUGUGAAGUUUUUGUUAUCCGAUUUCACGUGCCUGGCCUCCAUUUUCCGCUUGCCAAAAAUGCUCGUUUCUUUGUUUAUGUUUUGGAAUGACGGGCUUUGGGUUUGCGGUGUCUUGUUUACUUUGUUAAGUUUAGCUCUUAGAUUAAAUGGUUUGUACUGCUUGAUUGAACGCUAAGUAUACGUGCCUAUUUUG
Hyalella azteca is the source of this 6900-nucleotide messenger RNA. RefSeq names its product protein lap4. Gene Ontology annotation, cellular component: postsynaptic density; postsynaptic membrane; adherens junction. The coding region runs from base 53 to 4480 and encodes 1475 amino acids. The record is from RefSeq and is a predicted model, not a curated record. Gene Ontology annotation, biological process: neurotransmitter receptor transport postsynaptic membrane to endosome; neurotransmitter receptor transport, endosome to postsynaptic membrane. Gene Ontology annotation, molecular function: protein binding. The transcript has 27 exons. Lineage: Eukaryota; Metazoa; Arthropoda; Malacostraca; Amphipoda; Hyalellidae.